GCAGCUGUGCAGCACGGAGGACAUGCAAAUUAAAUGUUGAAUAUAAAACACAUUUGCGCAUCGUUAAAGUUAAUUUGGCACAAAUUAAUUUGCGUAACGGAACUGCUCAAUUAGCACAAGUUUAUAUAUAAACAAAUGCGGCUGCAAGCGAUGCGCGUGCAAUUAAAGAACAGAAAUUAUUUAACAAUUUAAUUCUCUGACGCUUACGUCUGUCAACAGUUCUGUCGCUUGUCGCGUUGCGUCGCUGCCAACGUCGCCCCAAGUCGUUUAUUUUUUCAUUUUGCGCGUACGUCUUGAGUUUUUAUCGUUUCGAUUUGCAUGCGUUUUGAUUUGUGUGAGUGAAUUAUAACAACAAUUAAAAAUUUUGAUUAACAUAUUAAUAAACAAGUGUGUGUGUGUGUUUUCUUUGCUCGGCUGUGAUUCAAAAAUGUGCGCAAUGCAGACAAAGUUUAUUUAAUAAAACAACAACAACAGCACCAGCAGCAGCAAUAAGCGGAAGAAAUAAACAACAACGCCUGGAAUAUGUUGUAUAAUGUACCGUGCUAUCAAAACUUUUCAACGCUGGAUUAUUACAAGGUUAAACGUCCCAAGACAGAGCAUACGGAUACACAUGAGCGCAAUCGUCUCUGGUAAAGUCAAUCAGCCAGCAAAGCACAACAGCAACAACAACAACAGACGCAUCAGCAGCAGCAGCAACAGCAGCAGCAACAACAACAGCAGACACAUUCAGGCGCCGUGUUGGCCACCAGCAAUGGGCCCAGCAGUGCCGUUGGCAUUGGCGUGGGCGUCGGUCUAGGCGGUGUGGGCGUGGCAGGGCAAUGCAGUCCGCUAGGAUUGCCGCCGCAGAUUCAGCCGCUGCAGCCAACAAUUGGCUCGCUUAGCGCACACUACGCCAGAAAGCAGUAGCAACAGCAACAACGCCAGCAAUUACAGCACAGCAACAACAACAGCAAUCCAAAUGCAAAUCCGAGCAGCUGCAGCCUGGCUGCACCAACCAGCAGCUUUGCUCCCUUGGCCAGCAGCAGCUUCUCCACAUAUCAACAGUCCAGCGCUAGCGCUGAAGACGUGGGCGUGGGUGUGGGUGUGGGCGUAAGCCAUCCAGCUACAACAGCAAUGUCGCAUUGGACACACGACGGCAGCAGCAUUGCCGCUGCGGUCAAGUCGGAGUCGCGCAGUCCAGGUCAAGUGCAUGCCGCAUUGGACAAUAAGCUCUACAGCAAUCCCUAUGCGGGCUACAACAAUUUCCCGCAGCAAUAUUACGGCGGAUACUACAACGAGCAGUAUCUGACGCCGACGUACGCCAGCGGCGGCAACAACAAUUCGCAGCUCUAUAGCAAUCCCUAUGCGGGCUACAACAAUUUCACGCAACAGGACUACGGCGGCUACUACAACGAGCAGUACGGCAAUUACUACAAUCCGGCCAACUAUUCGCCGUAUGCCGUCAGCUCGCCCAGCUCGAGUGCGAGUCAUGGCUUUCAUGUGGCCACCGCCUCCUCCAAUCUAUCGGAGAGUCCAACUGACACGCAUCCAACGACGCCGGUGCAUCAGACCACACACUCGCCGCACUCCCCGCUGCCGAUCUCACUGUCACCCAAUGCGGGCGUUAAUGUGGUGACCGCGGCGACAGCCUCCGCCACAUUGAACUCCAGCGGUGGCAGCAGCGUAGGCACAGCUGGCUCAGCAAGUGCGCCCAAGUCCACGCCCACUGGCAAGACGGGACGCGCACGUGGGCGGCGACACCAGCAGCCGAGUCCAACACGCAGCACUGCCUCCGAUACGGGCAACAGCGAGGCCGGUCAAGCCCCGAAGCGCGUCUUCAUCUGGGACCUGGACGAAACACUGAUCAUCUUCCAUACGCUGCUCUCGGGCAGCUACGCCGUACGCUACACCAAAGACCACAGCACACUGAUGCCCAUUGCGUUUCGUAUGGAGGAAAUGGUCUUCAACAUGGCCGACUCACAUUUCUUCUUCAACGAGAUCGAGGAGUGCGAUCAGGUGCACAUCGACGAUGUGAGCUCCGACGACAAUGGCCAGGAUCUGAGCACCUAUAACUUUGCCACAGACGGUUUCCACACAGGCGCACCGCCCGGUGCCACGCCCAAUCUUUGUCUGCCCACGGGCGUGCGCGGCGGCGUCGACUGGAUGCGCAAACUUGCGUUCCGCUAUCGCAAGAUUAAGGAAAUCUAUAAUAGCUACAGGGGCAAUGUUGGCACGCUGCUGGGUCCUGGCAAGCGUGAAGCCUGGCUGCAGAUACGCUCAGAGAUCGAGGUGGCCACCGACAAUUGGGCCACGCUGGCGCUCAAGUGUCUCAGCAUGAUAGCGCAGCGUGAGAACUGUGUCAAUGUCUUAGUGACCUCCACCCAACUGGCGCCUGCUUUAGCCAAAGUGCUGCUCUUUGGUCUGGGCGGCAUCUUCAACAUUGAAAAUAUUUAUAGCGCACACAAAAUUGGUCAAGAGACGUGUUACGAGCGCAUUGUGACGCGCUUUGGACGCAAGAGCACCUAUGUGGUCAUUGGCGAUGGCAUUGAGGAGGAGAACGCAGCCAAGGCCAUGAAUUUUCCCUUCUGGCGCAUUUCUGCUCACAGCGAUAUUCGCGCCCUCUACACCGCCUUGGACAUGGGCUUCUUAUGAAAGACUUGCAAUGUCCUUUGAAUGCGGCUGGCUCGAAGCAUAAUUUGAGUACAAAACACUGGAAAAGAGCGACUUUAAUUUAUUUAUAUCUGUGUGCAUGUGUCUGUGUGUCUGUGAAUAUGUAUGCAUGUGUGUGUAUGUGUGUUCGGAGACAAAACUGUAAACCAGCGCAAAAUAAUUUAAUUAUUUUGUUCAUAUACAAUUCAUCUAAUUUAAUGCCAAGACUUUUUAUUGUAUUAUAUAGUUUAUAAAUAUUUCGCAAGCUACAAAAACUAAAACAAAACCAGAAACUGUUUAAUUAUAUAUUAACCAAUUGUACAUUUAUGUAAUACCACUUAAAUAAUUUUAUAUACAUACGUAUCUAGCACCCUAGAUUAGCAAACAAUACAUAGAUCUAUAUAUAACUAUAUAUUGUAGCUGGAUUAGUUUAGACAGCAGCAUCAAAAGCGUUACCAGAGUAACCGCAGAGUAAACACAACAAAAAUUAGUUUAAACGAACAUUUUUAGUUUAAAAUCAAAGAAAGCGAUUAAUAUUA
Messenger RNA from Drosophila busckii, 3167 nucleotides. It is a transcript of the gene eya, whose product is annotated as developmental protein eyes absent. The record is from RefSeq and is a predicted model, not a curated record. Gene Ontology annotation, biological process: multicellular organism development; positive regulation of DNA repair; cell differentiation. Lineage: Eukaryota; Metazoa; Arthropoda; Insecta; Diptera; Drosophilidae. Gene Ontology annotation, molecular function: protein tyrosine phosphatase activity. Gene Ontology annotation, cellular component: nucleus.